CAAACAAACAAACAUAAAAAGAAAAAAAAGUGUCACAUAAAAAUAUCUCAACCAUCAUUUCAUUUUCACUCACAUAAAAAAAGUGUUAAAAAGUGUCUUAUAAACCCCAAACCAUUUUCAUAAGUCUCAGAAACCUCUUUGCGUCCAAGUGAGUCUGAGAUCUUAAGUGUGUAAAAUGGCGGCAACAUCAGCAGCUACCCUUUCAAUUGGAACAAAUGUCUCCUGUGGCCGCAAAGUGGGCUCACUUUCUCAAUCAAAGCCUUUUGGUGUGAGGUUCAAUUCCCAGAACUCCCUAAAGAGUUUCAGUGGCCUUAAGGCUGCAACAUCUGUGAGUUGUGAGUCAGAUUCAUCCUUCUUAGGCAAGGAAACUAGUGCUGCUCUUCGAGGAUCUAUUGCUCUGAAAGCCCAAAAAGAAAAUCAGAGUUACCAGUAUCACCUGCAGCCCCAGGCAGCAUUCAAAGUGGCAAUUCUUGGAGCUGCUGGAGGUAUAGGUCAGCCCCUGGCACUUCUUAUCAAGAUGUCCCCAUUAGUUUCUGCCUUGCACCUCUAUGAUGUAGCAAAUGUUAAGGGAGUUGCCACUGAUCUCAGUCACUGCAACACUCCUUCGCAAGUUCUGGAUUUCUCCGGAGCUUCUGAAUUAGGCAGUGCUUUGAAAGGUGUAGAUGUUGUUGUUAUACCUGCUGGAGUUCCAAGAAAGCCUGGUAUGACUCGUGAUGACCUCUUCAACAUCAAUGCUGGCAUAGUUAAGAACUUGAUUGAGGCUGUUGCUGAUAACUGCCCUGACGCCUUCAUUCACAUUAUCAGCAACCCAGUGAACUCAACAGUGCCAAUUGCAGCGGAAAUUCUGAAGCAGAAGGGUGUUUUUGAUCCAAAGAAGCUCUUUGGUGUCUCUACACUGGAUGUCGUGAGGGCUAACACAUUUGUUGCUCAGAAGAAGAACUUAAAGCUGAUUGAUGUUGAUGUCCCAGUUGUGGGAGGGCAUGCCGGGAUAACUAUUCUACCUCUGCUUUCGAAGACAAAACCCUCAGUUAGCUUUACUGAUGAAGAAGUUCAAGAGCUAACUGUUAGGACCCAAAAUGCUGGGACAGAAGUCGUGGAGGCAAAAGCAGGUACUGGAUCUGCUACAUUAUCAAUGGCAUAUGCAGCAGCUAGAUUUGUAGAGUCAUCUCUUCGUGCACUUGACGGAGAUGGGGAUGUAUAUGAGUGCUCAUAUGUUCAGUCAGAUCUGACUGAGCUUCCAUUCUUUGCAUCAAGGAUUAAGAUUGGAAAGAAAGGGGUUGAAGCUUUCAUUUCCUCUGACCUCCAAGGGUUGACUGAAUAUGAGCAGAAGGCUCUGGAAGCCCUUAAGCCGGAAUUGAAGUCCAGCAUCGAGAAGGGAAUUGCAUUUGCUAAUAAGCAAGCAGUGGCUGCAUAAAUUUCAAGUGUUUGAAGUCCUUGCCUCUUUACAUCAUAUGCGUUAGAGAGAUGUGACAGUGUCUCAUUAUUUUUUGCUGAUUUAUAAUUGGGUCAGUACUCUCAGUUUUGUAGAAUGAAAACUUUUUGUUUCUUUUCACUAUGUCAAAGCCUUUCAGUAAGAAAGUUCAAGGUUGGGUAUCUUGGUGUUGUAGAUUCAAAGAAUGUAAUCGUUCUUAUUUGGAGCAGGUAGUAAUUGACAGUUUUGGAAUAACAUGCCUGGUGCACUAUAUUGAUCACCA
Messenger RNA from Quercus robur (English oak), 1694 nucleotides. Its product is annotated as malate dehydrogenase, chloroplastic. Gene Ontology annotation, molecular function: L-malate dehydrogenase (NAD+) activity. Gene Ontology annotation, cellular component: cytoplasm; mitochondrion. Gene Ontology annotation, biological process: tricarboxylic acid cycle. The transcript is spliced from 2 exons. The record is from RefSeq and is a predicted model, not a curated record. The coding region runs from base 176 to 1414 and encodes 412 amino acids. NCBI's taxonomy places the organism in Eukaryota, Viridiplantae, Streptophyta, Magnoliopsida, Fagales, Fagaceae.